GUUAAAUAAAAAUAAAAUCAAGCUGCAGCCUGACCUUGAUCACAAUGAAUGAAAAUACUUGCACUAUUGAUUCAAUACCACGAGAGCCUGAGCUUAUCACUCACAAUAUUGAUCCUACAAUCACAGCAAUGUACUACAACAGAGCUAGCUUUGUCCAAAUAUAGUUGAUAGUUCCAAACACUGAUCUUAGCUCUACUGUAUUCAGUUCAAUUUGCUGCUAGAAAUGCAAUCACAAUACUAGUUUUUCAAACUAAUCCUACAACUUUCUCUCGCACUCUAUAAGGCCCUUCCUGGAAAGUUAACUCCAAACCAAACAGUAAUUUCGUUGAGGUAAACCCUUGUUCUCAAUGGACCCCAUUUCUUCCCGGAUACAGAAUUCAGACCAGAAUAAGCAAAUAAUCCCAAUUACUAACUAGAAACGGACCGUUGAUAAGUGAAAGCUUAACAAUAAUCAGAUUCCAAACUAUCUUUACCACCACCAACAGAACCUAAACAAUCAAAUAACAACCACCCACCAGCUCAAAACCAUGUAACCACACCAAAUUCGACUCUAUACAAGAAACCCAAAACGAAUGGGAAAGAAGCGAGAAAAGGGGAAACGUUACCAGAAAGCUGUGGAGUUGAAGAAGCCAUGGGCAGAAACCAUCACCCCAAUCGAAGCAGCUGCAAACACAAACUGCCCAAUCCUCAGCCCCAGCCCACUCGCCUUCCCUGGACUCCCAAACAAUUCCUUCAUCAGUCUUCCCCCGCAACGCAAUUUGCACUUCUCCCCCGCGCUCCUCCUUGAACCCAAUACCCCUUUUCACAGAAGCUCACCGGAAGUGAACCCAGCUUCGACAAAUCAAUAAUCCCUCAUUAGCAUUCUCAUUAGCUCCAUGGGACUCUCGAUGGACAGAAGCUGGGAUAUUUUGGGUUUGGGUACCAGGUCUGCCUCCGAGCUGAUGGUGGCGAUCUUUCUUGAUGCUGCGUCAAUGGAAGAAUGUUCUUUCCUUUCUUUCACUACCAGAAAUCCGACACUAUCCGCUUUUUCUUAUUGCAUUAAAAUAAUAAUAAUAAUCAACCAACAUUUGCUAUUUGUAAACCUUCAAAGUUCAAAUCAAAUGUAAGAAUAACGGAAAGAAAACACGGAAAACGCUUUUUUAUAAUUGCUCGUGAAUUGUGAUUGAUGGCUCUGUGGCUUUGCUAGUUCUCACCUCUCACUUCAUUUUCUGACUUCUGUUUUAACUUUUCUGGCCCAUUUCAGAUAGAAGACAGAAAGGGGACAUGCGGUGUUGGGCUGAACUUAUCUAAGUGGGCCUCAGGAGAGGGCCUGUCAAUAUCUGGCCCGUCACUUAAUUGGCCGGUGACCUUCAGCCUUGAUCCUUAAACCCUCAAAAUCCUGGUAUCCUCCUUUCCAUCCAAAAUCAGUCUCUCUCCCUGAGGUAGACGAAGAACCGAGAAUGGCGUUCAGAGCAGUGAUACGGAAAUCGGCAUCAACUUUGGCCCCACUCGUGGGUCGAGUUGUUAGUCGUGUUGAAGCUCGCCGGAGCUUCUGUUCUGCAAUCCUCACAGCUGCAGGCGGUCGCCGCGGUUGUAUCUGCGGGAGAGGACACGCUGGUGUUUCGCAUUUAUGCGGCUAUUCUACAGCUCCCGUGGUGAGCAACAAGCCGGCUGCCGGCGAGUCGCUCCUCCGAAUCAUCGAGGAUGAAAUCAAGACUUCCCAGGAGAAUGAUGAUCACGAUCAGGUUGAGGAUGUUCCAGCAGGUUUCCCUUUCGAGAUUGAGGAUAAACUGGGUCAACAGACACUAACACUGACAAGACAAUACGAAGGCGAACAUGUUAAAGUUGAGGUUCACAUGCCUGAUCUUGUCACUGGUGAAGAGAAUGAUGUUCAAGAUGAUGAUGACGAUGAUGAUACCGAGAGGCCAACUCAGUCUAGCCUCCCGUUGGUUGUCACUGUUACCAAGAAGAGUGGAAUCUCUUUGGAGUUCAGCUGUGUUGCUUUUGCAGAUGAGAUUGCAAUUGACAGCUUGUCGGUGAAGAAACCUGAAAACAAUUCUGAAGAAAUGGUGUACGAUGGACCAAACUUCCAUGAUUUGGAUGAGAAUCUGAAGAAUGCUUUCCAUAAGUAUUUGGAUAUACGAGGAAUCAAGCCCAACACAACCAAUUUCCUCCACGAGUACAUGAUCAACAAAGACAGUAGAGAGUAUUUGGGCUGGUUGAAUGACCUCAAGAAGUUCGUGCAGGCAUGAAAGUUUAUCGAAAGCACUUCUUCGAUCAGUUUGGCCGAUGCAAUUUCGAAUUCAACACCGUUUAGGUUUACUAAGUCUGGUGGGGAGAUGCUCGUCAUUAAUGUUGGUAGAGUUUCUCACUGUUAAAGUAUCAGCGGUUAGUGCUGACUAUGCUGGGCAGCUUUUUGCUUAUCGAACUACCGUAGUCGGUGGUAAGUGCUAUAUGUUCAGAUGAGAUGUUGCUUAUGAAAAAGUGAAUUUUGGUUCUGUUUCAUGGGUACAUGUAAACAAGAUGCUAUAUCAGGUAGAUCAUCUGUGGCUUCGGUGUGAAAGAAAAGAACUUUGGGAUG
Messenger RNA from Linum trigynum, 2560 nucleotides. Lineage: Eukaryota; Viridiplantae; Streptophyta; Magnoliopsida; Malpighiales; Linaceae. The record is from the annotation of a GenBank genome assembly.